AUGCAAGCUUUCUACGUAUUCCUCGUCUCUCUCCUUCUCACCCUCAAUUCCAGGGGAGAAGCCAGUGGUUCUUUUUUCUUCAUAGAUGGAUCCAACAACCAAUUUCUUCGUCCACGAUCAGAGGCACUUCCCAUGUCACUCUCUGAAAUAUCCGCAGCGGUGUCUGCUUUGUUGGGUUUUGCACCUCCAGCAACUUUGACAGCUGAUGGCUCAUCCAAGUUGAACAGGAUUUUAAAGCCUAAUCCAUUUGAGAGGCCUCAUGCUGCUUUUGUGCUAGAAAUUGCUGGAGCUGAUGCGCUUGCUGAAACCUACCCCAGUCAUUCUUUCUUGGGCAAUGCCAUAAGGGGCAGUAUCAACGCUGAUUCUUUCAAAGCUGAUAUUGAACUUCCAGAAAGCGAAGUGGCUGUUGUUUCUGUUAAUGAACACUCAUCUGAUGUGACUGACCAAGACAUUACUGAUUUUGCAUCUUGGUUGGGUGGAUCAUAUGUUGCUGGCUCUGCUGAACCAUUGACUGGAUCGCUGAGUAUCCCUCUGGCUGGGGGUGCUAAUGUGGAGUUCCAUUUAGAGAAGGAAGCAGAAAGGAAAUUUGCAUUGAACCUUCUGAACCUGUAUCAGAAUGUCAGACAGGCAGUCAACCUUCACGAGGAUUUAUCUCAUGGUAUUGAGAGACCUGCUGAAUUAACGUUUGGACGCUUUGGUGGUAUUGAUGCUUUAGCAAAGGAGUAUGGACAAGGUAUGGCUAAGCAAGGAAUGGAUGUAUUGCUUGCCACAUUAUCAAAGCUAUUCAAUCUGUUGGAGACAUCUCAUAAAGGCCAAAUUGUUGGGGUGAUCGUCCUUGAUGAGAGAGUAAAUCAAGAAUCAGCUAAUCUGCUAACCGUUGGGUCUUCUUCUCGUUCAUCUGCACGCUCGAUGGCUGAGGUAGAGGGAAUUCCAAGUCCAAUCAUUAUCGCUCAAGUUCUUCUUGUUAGGCUGACGCUUGCAUGGUUAACUGGAAUAAUCCUUCUCAUUGCAACUAUCCUUGGGGUGUACUUCCUUAUGUACAUGCCUUUGACGAAAGACACGCUUCUAUAUUCCAACGUGAAGCUCGAUUAA
This is a messenger RNA of Arabis nemorensis, 1092 nucleotides long. The record is from the annotation of a GenBank genome assembly. Lineage: Eukaryota; Viridiplantae; Streptophyta; Magnoliopsida; Brassicales; Brassicaceae.